Messenger RNA from Pleuronectes platessa (European plaice), 1909 nucleotides. Its product is annotated as E3 ubiquitin-protein ligase TRIM39. The transcript has 10 exons. The record is from RefSeq and is a predicted model, not a curated record. Bases 177 to 1451 code for a protein of 424 amino acids. Lineage: Eukaryota; Metazoa; Chordata; Actinopteri; Pleuronectiformes; Pleuronectidae. Gene Ontology annotation, molecular function: protein binding.
GGGCAGCGGUGAGGGUUUCGUGUCAACUGGCUGCUGCAGAACGUUUCCCCGCCUCAGAGGCCAUAAAGGAGUCCAAGGAUCAGGGAGACGCAACAAAAAGACUGGAGCGGCAGCAACGGACGUCCAGUCUUCUCCACCUGCAGAGCUGCACCACCGCUCCCAGAGACCACAGGAGUAUGGACGCCACCAUCAAGAUGAAGAGCAUCCUGAAAACUAGCAAAAAGUUGGAGGACGGCAGCAGGACCCAGAGCAGCUCCAUCGGGGCCCUGCGCUGGACCCUGCCAGAGGAGAACGUCCAGGCCCACAGCUCGGCCCCCAGCAGACCCGCCCGCCCCAACAACCUCACCAAACGCGCACAGCAUCAGCAUCCUCGCCAGAAGGGCCUGAAGGAUCUGCGCAGCCUGCAGGAGUGCGUGUUGUUCAUCCAACACUGGAAAAAGCAAGUGGACCAAGUGUGCAAGGGCGGAGUGGACGCAGAGGAAGGCCCCAGUAAGAAGGAGGCAAAAAGUUCAGACCCGCGUACCGAGAAAAGUCUCGAGGAGAGCAGGAAACUGAUCCUGGAGUGGGCCGGCGAACUCCGUCACGUCGACAAGCUCCUGACAAAAAGCGAAGAGGACAAGGACGGAAAUGAGGAAGCACAAGGGAGGAUCAUGGAGUGGGCGAAGGAGCUGCAGGAAGCAACUGAGAGCUGCGGUGUUCAGAGCGAGGAUCUGGGCAAAGUGCUGCGUCUCUUGGGCCUGAAGAAGAAGCGGCUGGUCAAGCUGAUGCCUCUGCUGGAGUUCAUCACCUGGUCUCUGCUCAAGGAAGACAGCACGAGGAUGAUUCCACAAGUAUGGUUACUGGCAAAGCAAAAGACCUGGAUAGCAGGGAUUCCAAGAUAUAUCCCCAACUCAGUUUGGAGUUGGAUCUGCAGUGCCUCAGCCGAUGUGAUUCUUGACCCCAUGACCAGCCACCCGUGGCUGCUGGUGUCGGACGACCAGCGCAUGGUGCAGGAGGCCCACACAGCGUCUGAGCUCCCCGACAACCCCCAGCGCUUCGACAGCUGGCCAUGCGUGCUGGCCUGGGAGGGCUACAGCAGCGGCCGCCACUACUGGGAGGUGGACAUAGCCAACCACGGCUACUGGCGCGUUGGACUGACCACCGGCGUCUCCAAGCGGCAGGGGCGCUUCCCGAUGAACCCCAAGCAGGGCUUCUGGACCCUGUGGCGCAGCACACACGACUUCUUCGCCUGCACUAAGCCGGAGACGCCGCUGCCGGUCGGCCUUGUGCCUCAACGUAUGGGGAUCUACUUGGACUACGAAGAAGGACAGAUCUCCUUCUACAACGCAGGAACGAAGUCUCACAUCUACACCUUCAAUGGAACCUUCAGGGAGACGCUGUACCCUCUGUUUGCUCCGCUGGAUGGUCGCACGCUCAUGAGAAUCAUGCCCCCAGACGAGAUCUCAAACUGAGAGAGAUGGACCUCCAGGAGAUUUAUUGGACAAUGAAAAUCUAAUCUGACUUUAAGGAAGUGCUGUUUAAAAGCAGAGUCACCAGUUACAUCUUAAAUUCACAUGAUUUAAACCGGAGUUAAAGAAAGAUAAAGGACUGAACUACAUGUAGAUGCUAACGAUACAACAAAAGAAAAAGUUUACUGAUCAUAGCACAAUAAAAAAUACAUAAAUGUUAGAAAUUAUGAAUUUUUUAUAACAAACUAUAAAAGCUAAAAAGAGUAUAUAUUAAAAGAAUUAUCUUUGACAAUCAAUUUUUAAAGAAGAAGUAUUUAAAGAGUAUUUUCUCUGACAGUUACACGAACAUGCAGACAUACACACAUGCACUUCCACAUAUACACAGCAAACACUUCAUGUUUAUACAUUUCACAGAGGGAAGUUAUAAUUAAAUGUGUAAAUCGUAUUUAUUAGAAUAUAAA